Molecule: messenger RNA, 5907 nt
Organism: Sphaeramia orbicularis (orbiculate cardinalfish)
Lineage: Eukaryota; Metazoa; Chordata; Actinopteri; Kurtiformes; Apogonidae
Gene: zfr2
Product: zinc finger RNA binding protein 2
Exons: 19
Coding region: 59-3154 (1031 amino acids)
Cellular component (GO): precatalytic spliceosome
Molecular function (GO): zinc ion binding; single-stranded RNA binding; double-stranded RNA binding
Source: RefSeq, a predicted model, not a curated record
GCUUUCUGUGUCUGCUCUUUGUGCUGUCUCUGUACAGUACUGUGCUGGAGCUGCCAAGAUGGCUGCAAGCAAUUACUUCGGUUUUACACAUGGUGCCGGUCCCCAAUACAGUGCCCAGCCCCCCCCUGCCUACUCCCACCCCUCCACAGCUAGCUACAGUGUCCAGCAGGCUCCAGCUGUGGCCCACGCCGUCACCGCCUCCUACUCGCCAGCCCCCGCCCAGGCCGCGCGGCCCGUAGCCUCCACCCCCUACCCCGCCUACCAAAGCCACCAGGCCCCUCCAGACUACACCUACAGGCAGCCAGACCCCCCAGCCCCACCGCAGCCCACCACCACCCCGCAGACGUACCAGGUAUACUCCGACACGGACAAUUACAACUAUGGACGUCCUGCUGCCGUGACAACCUAUGACAAUAAACAGUACUACCAGACGAGUAUCGCCACCGCUCAGAGAACGGCCACAGAAAACUACUACCAGACUGUUGGAGUAAAGAGCGCCUACAGCCCAGCCCCCUCCACCGUGUACAGUCAGCCCCCCCCUCCCCAGAGGCAGGUUACAGCUCUGAAACCCAUUGCCCCCUCCAGCUCUGUGUCAACCAGCUACAACAUUUACCCAGUGUCCACCAGCAUCCAGCAGCCCCCCACACCCAUUUCAUCGUACACCUUAGGCUCCUCCUUCAGCUCCAGUGUUUCAGCCACAUCCUACUCAGGCAUCAAUUACUCCAGUUAUGACUCAGCUGGCUAUACCUCCACUUCCACCCCCUCUUAUUACCAGCCAGCGCAGCAGACUCUCACCCAGCCUCCGCAGCAGCAGCCCCAGCAGCCCCAGCCCCCCCUCCAGCCGCCACCGAAGCAGCUCACAAGCUCCUCCUGGAGCAACUCAGGCAGCAACAUGGUGGCAACCCCAGCAGGGAACACAUACAAAAAGCCCACAUUUCACCAGAACAAGUUGCAGAAGCCCAAAGGGCCUCCUAAGCAGCCGCAGCUCCAUUACUGCGACAUUUGCAAGAUUAGCUGUGCAGGCCCUCAGACGUACCGGGAACACCUGGAGGGCCAGAAGCAUAAGAAGAAGGAGGCAGCCCUGAAGUCUGGGGGCCAGACGGGGGCCAGCAAUGGGCCUAGAGGAGUUCAGACCCAGUUACGUUGUGAGUUAUGUGAUGUAUCAUGUACUGGAGUGGACGCCUAUGCUGCCCACAUCCGCGGAGCCAAACACCAGAAGGUGGUGAAACUUCAUACCAAGCUUGGUAAGCCGAUACCGUCCACUGAGCCGGUGUUGGUGAAUUCUUCUCCUGUUGUUACAACAUCAACUGCUGGAAAACUUCCAGCGUCCACCUCUGCUCCCUCUUCAGUCUCAACCACUUCAACUCCUACAGUGACUCCCAAACAGGCGGCUGCAAAUGCCACUGUCAAAACAAUAGCACCUGUCAAGAAACCAGCUCCUUCCAAAAUAACUGUCAUUUCCAGUAAACCCAUCAGCGCUCCAGCAGCAGUGUCAACAGCAGCUGCAGUGGUUUCAGCUGCCAAAGUGGACGAGCCGAUGCAACAGUCACUAAAGAUGGACCCUCAGAGUGAGGAUGAGGAUGGUGACAGAAGCGGUAGUCAGGGGGACAUCCAGCCAGUAGGACACGAUUAUGUAGAGGAGGUCCGUAAUGAUGAUGGUAAAGUGAUUCGAUUCCACUGUAAACUGUGUGAGUGCAGCUUCAAUGACCCCAACGCUAAAGACAUGCACCUGAAGGGAAGAAGGCACAGGCUGCAGUACAAGAAAAAAGUGAACCCUGAGCUUCCAGUGGAAAUCAAACCCAGUAACCGGGCCCGGAAACUGCAGGAGAGCAAACUGAAGAAGCAGAAGCAAAAGGCAGUGCUAAAGCGACAGAGAGAUGAUGAACAGCGCUGGCACAUGGAGAUGAGGCGGUAUGAAGAGGACCUGUACUGGAGGAGAAUGGAGGAGGAACAGAUGUACUGGGGGGAGCAGCGCCGUCGGAUGGCCCCUCCACCUCUGAUGAGUCGUCCAGGGAUGCCAGUGCCCCCUCUAUUGACCUGUGUGCGUCGACCGGACUCUCCCGAUGACCGGCACAUCAUGGCUAAACACUCAACCAUCUACCCGGUGGAGGAGGAGCUGCAGGCUGUUCAGAGGAUCGUCUCCCACUCGGAGAGAGCCCUCAAACUGGUGUCAGACUCCUUACUGGAGAAGGAGACUCCAGGUCCACCCGCUGCUGCUACCGAAGAAGGAGACGAAAAAGGUACAGAGAAUGCAGCGCGGCUGCUUAAAGGAGUGAUGAGGGUGGGCAUCCUGGCCAAAGGCCUGCUGCUGCGCGGUGACCGAAAUGUGGAGCUCAUCCUGCUCACAGCUAAGAAACCAACUAUAUGCUUACUGAAGAACAUCGCUAAACAGCUACCUAAAGAAUUGGCGACAUUUUCUGAAGAUCAGUAUGAGGUGCAGGCUCACCCCGAGGAGGCGAACAUCGUGAUAUUUUCAAGCAAGGAGCCCAAAAUGCAGGUGACCAUUUCUCUCACCUCGCCGCUGAUGAGGGAGGACCCUGCCACUGAGAAGGACAAGCAGGCAGGAGGAAAAGCGGCUGAGAAAGGUGUGGAUGAAAAGGAUCCUCCUGAUCUGCUGAAUAAGAAGAAAUGUUUGGAAUACCUUGCUGCUCUCCGUCAUGCCAAAUGGUUUCAGGCUCGGGCAAACGGGCUUCAGUCCUGCGUGAUCAUCAUACGGGUGCUGAGAGAUUUAUGUCAGCGGGUGCCCACCUGGGGUAAAAUGCCGGGCUGGGCAAUGGAGCUGCUGGUGGAGAAGGUCAUCAGCAGUGCUACAGGCCCACUGAGUCCUGGAGAGGCCAUGAGGAGGGUCCUGGAGUGCAUCUCCACUGGCAUUCUGCUACCAGAGGGGCCAGGUUUGUUGGACCCAUGUGAGAAAGACUCAACAGAUGCUUUGGAAAAUAUGACACUUCAGGCCAGAGAAGACAUAACUGCAAGUGCACAGCAUGCACUGCGGCUGCUGGCUUUCCGUCAGAUCCACAAGGUGCUCGGCAUGGAGUCUCUGCCAGCGUCGAAGGCCAGUGCUCGUAACCGCAAACGCCGACGGGACGUCAGCGACACAGGCGAAGGGGAGGGGGAGGGCAAAAAAGACAAGAAAGAGGAAACGGCCAACGCUUGACCUCUGCACAUUUGCUAGUUUUAGAGACUGGUAGAAUGUUACAAACGUAAAACUUUAUCUUGAAAACAAUCUUAACACACAACUAUACACGUGAACAUGACUGACAUCACAUAUUACAUGUCGACUUUUGAACUGAAGAAUAAUGUGUUAGAGAAGGAGGGCUGAUGUUUUGAAAACUACUGCAGUCCUACCAAAUAGUCCUUUUCCUGCAGUGUUCCUGUAGUGUACUACGUGAGCAAAAGAAAACUGGUUCAGUGAAGAUUGACGACUUUUACUGAUAGCAUCAUUCCAUUUCAGUUUACUUGCACACUAACUACUACCAUCCUGCUUAUUCACAACAGUUUCAACAUAUGUUAGUAUUUUUUCUGUAUUCAAGGUUCUCUGAUAUGGAAGCCUCCACUACACUUUAAAUAUCAGUUCCUUAAGCUUUAUUUUAAGCUUUUUCUCAAAGGACAAGUUGGAAUCGUACUCAUCUCCAGGCCAGUUGAAAUUUACUAGCAACAUUUCGAGUUGAAUGAGGCUCCUGCCGUUGCCUGACGUCUGUACAGUGGGGGGUAUUUUUAGUCUGAUUAAAAAAAACAUGGGGCUUUAAAGUCAUUGAAAGCUUUGAAACUGUGAGAGAUAGGAGAUGACUGAUAGAUCUUUUCCACCAAAUGAGUUCUGCCUCUUGAACUGGUUCAGUGAUUCUACAGAUUUAGAAUUGAACUGUGCUAAUCACAGAUGAGUCAUCAACAGUGGUCGAUGCAUGCUUACAGUCAUGUUAUUACAUAUUAGCCCUUCAGCUCCAGACAACUUUCUUCUAACCUUAGUCAUCCGUCAAGUGCAGCUUGCAGGUUAACAACUGCAGAACAUCAAGUAUGUAGGGAAAGUGGUCUCUCAAGUGGAUUUCAAUGAUUUUUAUCUCCAUAAAAUUAGAGUAACAUUUGGAUGUUUUUCUUAAAGUUUACAGUUUGCAGGAUAAACAAAGAACCUUGUAUGAUUUAGCUCAGGUUAACAUUUAACAAUAAGAAAUAUAUGGAUAUUGUGAAAAAAUAUAUAUAUUAUCAAUGAUACAUAUUCAUUUUGAGCAGUCUUAUUAUUUUGAGCCUGCUUCAUUAAAGGAACCUCAAACAGAUAAGAAGAAAUGACUGUAAAUACUUUUACACUUUGUAUUUGAGUCUCCUGUCCAGAUAAACAUUAACCCUGUUGGUCUGGUUUUAACUCUGGUGAGAAUCGGUACAACUACAGCAGCCAUGUGAUUUUUCUUACAGUAACUGUACUUUUUCCCUUAGACUACAUUAUUAGUUGAGAUAUUAAAAGGAGAGUACUGUGUUUUGGCUCCAGUAGAUUGAUUUUCCUGGAGUUUUAAGUAAAAUACUGAGUUGUAUUGCAGAGAAAAUAUAAAAUAAGAUGCAGUUUUCAGGAAAAAAAAAUUACUGGUGAGGGUGAGUUUAUAACAUUCUGAGUUGUUCAUAGCCCUGGUCAUGUGUUUUACAGUUUCCAUUCACAAAAUUCCUUUUCCUUGUAAAUAAUGUUUGAAGAAAAUUUUAGCACAUAUAUAUUUGUUUCUCUUCAAUAAAAGUGUAACAUUCAGGAAAAAAAAGUUUAACCUGCAAGUUGCACUUUUUAGUUUGUUCUUGCAAAACCAGUCUGAUUCUAUUUCUUUUACCAUUUUUUUCAUUUGAACUGAAACAAUACUCAAUCACUACCAUAUGUUUUAGUUUGCAGUUGUUGCACAGUUUGUUUUUUGGUCUCACAGACUUGAUUUCCACCAUGUCAGUAGAAUAUGAUACACCCACAACUUCAGGUUGAAGGAAAACUCAAGGUUCAGAACCGUGUUUUUGGAUCAGAAUGUUGCAAAUGGUUCAAGAUUAAGUUUGUGAAAUGGGAACAGCAGCGGUUUGAUGUUGGUGGAAAAAGAUCUACAUUCAUAAAGUACUGUGAUGUUCACUGUACCUAAGAUGUACCAUAAGUAAUAAACCUGUGUGACCCUGGAGUGCAAAACUAAUAUUUCCUUCCUGAAACCUUCAUGGCACCUUCGCAUCAUCUCCCGUUUAGCUAUAGAUACUUCUCUUCAGUAUAUUUUUAGAAACUGACAGGGUUUUGAUCACACCUUGCAAACAAAGCUUCACCACAAUCGCUUCCCCUUUUAACUCUGUGGAGGAUCACAGUCUCCAAUGAGAGAAUCUCUUGUGUUGCACAGUCUGUAGCAUGCUGAGAGAAUGAAGCACUUACAAAAUGACAUUGUAACUGUAUGCAGCCAUAACAUUAUCAGUUAAAUAUGCCUAGUAAUCAUAUUUUCUUCCACAGUAUGUUUAGCUGAUGAGAGAAGCUUCAGUCAGAAAAAAAGAAGUGUAAGACUGAAAAUCUAUUGUAAUGAUUCAAGUGGUUAAAUAGUCUUUUUGACUUUUCUUCCUUGUGCCUGCAUCAUGUCGUGUGUUACCAGAAGACUGAGAAAAGGGGAACAUUUAAUGUGGUAUUUUUGUCCAUUAAUGUAACGAUUUUCACCAAGGUCAUGGACAGGAAAGGGACAAAUGCAACUCUUUGGCUUGAAAGUUCACGCAAGAAGAAUAUUAUUGUGCAGUUCGUUUUUUUAGUUUGACUUCAUUUACUGAGAGUGUCAUGUAAGUAUUGCUUAUUUUAUUUCUGAAGGAUGUUGAAAUCUUUUUUGUAUUGUUCAAUGGAAAGUGUGAACGGUGCUGUCCUAUAAUUUGAUUGUCUUUGUAGUGUUACCCAAAAAUUAAGGGGAGAUAAUUAAACACUUUUAAGCCAUU